GCAGAGUUGGAUACAAAAAAAAAACUCAAAAAAAUCAUAAUUCAAAUAAUGUACAAAUAAUUUGUUGCCUUGUGAGAAACUAGCCAUUCAGCCAUCAUCCUCUCCAAGUCGUUUGCCAAUCACUACGAGGUCCGUCACCACUGAUGUAAACAACCAACAACUCUGUUUAAUUGCAUAGGUUUUUAGUACGCCUGGUAUGGAUUCAAUAUAUUUAUUUCAUAAAUAAAAAAAAUGAAUAAAUAAGUUGUAUAUGACUGGAAACGGAAAGAAAAAGAUCCGUAGAAUGCCGAUAAAAUGUCGCACAUGCGGUUUGGUGGCGGAACAUGGCAGGAAACUCUUCGAUGAGGACGGUAGGGGCUAUUUGCAAAAUAUCCUCGACCUGACGGGGAUUUGGUUAACCGACCAGUACGGAGUGCCCACAAAAAUUUGUUUGUCCUGCCUACUCGACCUGAACGCAGCUGUCGCCUUUCGCCAACGAUUAAUCAGGACAAACUACUUUUGGCAGGAAGCCUUGAUCACUUUAGAUAAGACUAAGGAUACAAACAUUAGUAGUCCUAAAAAAAAUGAUCCUAGAGUGGAGAUAGUACCCGUCAGUACUUCAAAACGCAAGAGCUCAGUAAGGAAGAAAAUAACACCUUUACGCAACAGGAAAUCGGAUCAGAUCCCAUUGCGUUCCAAGGUCUCAAAAGAGGAAGAUUUCGUUUUGUUUUCCCCCGAAGACUCUUUAGAUCCGUCAAAUGGCGAAGAGGAUCUCAUCGAGGUGAAAAACGAACCUCUUUUUUCAGACAUAGAGCUUGAAGAUUCCGGAAGACGAGAUAGUCAACCGUUAAAGAGGGUGGAAAUAUAUAAAGAACCAACACCACUUGAUGAAGCGAAGAAGAACUGUGAAAGAGCAGCAGCUAGAAGGACUAGAGCCAAGGAGCAGGCACUCUUUUUUUGCGAGCAGUGCGGCAAAACCUUCAACGAAAAGGGUAGCUUCGAUCUCCAUCUCCUGCGGCACUCAGGAUUGAAGCAGUUCCAGUGCAACGAGUGCGAACGCAAGGAGUUCUCCGCCCACCUGCUCAGGUUGCACGUGCGGAUCAAGCAUCGCGGCGAAAAGCCUUAUAAGUGCAAGUACUGUGGCCAGAGAUUCGACAUAUGCAUUAAGAGAUUGCGCCACGAACGGAGGCAUGAGCAGGGUUCUGAAGCGGCACCUGAAAAAGGUGGUGCAACAUUACAAGAAAACAAAUUAUCGGUGAAGGAUCAGUUAGAGACCAAGGAGUUUUAAAGAGCCGAGACCAGCAAAAUGACCGCGCUGUGUCGCACUUGUGGCCAGGGGGCGGAGCAUGCCAAGACGCUCUUCGACAAGGAAGG
Messenger RNA from Drosophila rhopaloa, 1353 nucleotides. Its product is annotated as zinc finger and BTB domain-containing protein 49-like. The coding region runs from base 251 to 1267 and encodes 338 amino acids. Gene Ontology annotation, cellular component: nucleus. Gene Ontology annotation, molecular function: zinc ion binding; RNA polymerase II transcription regulatory region sequence-specific DNA binding; DNA-binding transcription factor activity, RNA polymerase II-specific. Gene Ontology annotation, biological process: regulation of transcription by RNA polymerase II. The record is from RefSeq and is a predicted model, not a curated record. The transcript has 3 exons. Lineage: Eukaryota; Metazoa; Arthropoda; Insecta; Diptera; Drosophilidae.